Molecule: messenger RNA, 2844 nt
Organism: Carlito syrichta (Philippine tarsier)
Lineage: Eukaryota; Metazoa; Chordata; Mammalia; Primates; Tarsiidae
Gene: ADGRE1
Product: adhesion G protein-coupled receptor E1
Exons: 21
Coding region: 1-2844 (947 amino acids)
Biological process (GO): cell surface receptor signaling pathway; adenylate cyclase-activating G protein-coupled receptor signaling pathway
Cellular component (GO): membrane
Molecular function (GO): G protein-coupled receptor activity; calcium ion binding
Source: RefSeq, a predicted model, not a curated record
AUGGAGAGGGAGCCGCAGGGGUGCAGUACUGCCGGAGCCGGCAAGCCGGAGGUGUGCGCCGCUGGCAACCCAGAGAUCCGAGUGCAAAGAAUUGCAAAACGCAAAGAGGUGAAAGAUGUAUUUAAGAAAAGAUCACUCCUCACAGACAGGGAGUGGACUUACACUCUAGACGUGAAUGAGUGUGCAGACACCACCAUAUGCCCGGCGUAUGCCACCUGCACCGACACCCCGGGGAGCUACUACUGCACCUGCAAACGUGGCUUCCUGGCCAGCAACGGGCAAGAGCACUUCAGGGGUCCCAGAGUGGAAUGCAAAGACGUUGACGAAUGUUCUCAAAGCCCCUCGCCCUGUGGACCCAACUCGGUCUGCACAAACGUGCGCGGGAGGUAUAGAUGCAGCUGCCUUCCUGGUUUCUCUUCUCCCACUGGAGAUGGCUGGACCCCGGGACGGCCGGGCAACUUCUUCUGCACGGACAUCAACGAGUGCCUCCGCCCCAGGCCCUGCCCAGAGCAUUCUGACUGUGUCAACUCCAUGGGGAGCUACAGUUGCAACUGCCAGGCGGGGUUUUUCUCCAGCAACUCCACCUGUGAAGAUGUGGAUGAAUGCACCAACCCCAGCGCUUGUCCGGAACAUGCGACAUGUGCUAACACCAUCGGCAACUACUCUUGUUUCUGCAACCCAGAUUUUGAAUCUGGCAGUGGAAACCUGAGUUUCCAGGACUUGGAAGGAUCGUGUGAAGAUAUUGAUGAAUGUGUUGAAAUGUGCCCUGGGAAUGCAACAUGCACCAACACUCCUGGGAGCUACUUUUGCACCUGCCAUCCUGGCUUUUUCCCAAGUCAGGGGCAGCUGAACUUCACAGACCCAGAAGUGGAAUGCAGAGAUAUUGACGAGUGCUCCCAGGAUGUGUCGCCAUGUGGUCCAAAUUCUGUCUGCACCAACACCCCGAGCUCCUACAGCUGUGGCUGCAUCGUGGGCUUCCGUCCCCAUCCAGAAGGCUCCCAGAAAUAUGGCAACUUCAGCUGCAAAAGGGUUCCCUUCAAGUGUAGGGAAGAUAUGAUGCCCCAAAGCGAGCAGGUCCAGCAGUGCCAAGAAGGAGGUGCCAUGCAACCUAAAUAUGUUUCCUUUUGUGCGCUCAUAAACACCACCUUCAGUGUUCUGGACCAUGCGUGUGAAAACAAAACCACCAAAGUUUCUCUGAAGAGUACGGCUGAGAGCUUCACACCUGUGCUUAAACAAACACCCAUGUGGUCCAAACUCACCAAGGAAGAGACAUCCACCCUGGGCACGGUCUUGCUGGAGAGUGUGGAGAGCACAACACUGGCAGCUUUACUGAAACCCGCGGGGAAUGCCAGCCAGACUAUUCAGACAGAAUACUUAGAUAUCGAGAGCAAAGUGAUCAAAGAAGAAUGCGUUGAAGAGAACGUGACCUUCAACUUGAGAGCCAAGGGGGAUGAGAUGAAGGUCGGCUGUGCCACCAUUAGGGAAUCUGAAUCCACAGGGACCACCGGAGUGGCUUUCGUCUCCUUUGCGGGCAUGGAGUCUAUUUUAGAUGAACGCUUCUUUCAAGAUCCCCAGGCCUCCUGGGCCAACUCUGAGAGGAAGUUGAAGAUAAAUUCCCGCAUUAUUGGGGGCAUCAUGACUGGGGAGAAGAAAGAUGGGUUCUCAGAUCCAAUCGUCUACACUCUGGAGAACAUCCAGCCAAAGCAGAAGUCCGAGAGGCCCAUCUGCGUUUCCUGGAGCACAGGGAGAUGGACGUCUUCCGGCUGUGAGAUCCUGGAGGCCUCCGAGACGCAAACCAUCUGCAGCUGCAAUCGUAUGGCAAACAUGGCCAUCAUCAUGGCUUCUGGGGAGCUCACAAUGGAGUUCUCCUUGUACGUCAUCAGUCAUGUGGGCAUGGUCAUCUCCCUGGUGUGUCUCAUCUUGGCCAUCGCCACCUUCCUGCUGUGUCGCUCCAUUCGGAAUCACAACACCUACCUCCACCUGCACCUCUGCGUGUGUCUCUUCUUGGCCAAGAUUCUCUUCCUCGCUGGUAUAGACAAGACCGACAACCAGACGGGGUGUGCCAUUAUCGCGGGCUUUCUGCACUACCUUUUCCUCGCCUGUUUCUUCUGGAUGCUGGUGGAGGCCGUGAUGCUUUUCCUGAUGGUCAGAAACCUGAAGGUGGUGAAUUAUUUCAGCUCCCGCAACAUCAAGAUGCUGCACCUCUGUGCCUUUGGCUACGGGCUUCCGGGGCUGGUGGUGGCGAUCUCUGCUGGUGUGCAGCCGCAGGGUUAUGGGAUGCAUAAUCGCUGCUGGCUGAAUACAGAGACGGGGUUCAUCUGGAGUUUCUUGGGGCCAGUUUGCACCAUCAUCAUGUCCCUGUCGAUCAACUCCAUCCUCCUGGCUUGUACAUUGUGGAUCCUGAGGCAGAAGCUUUCCAGCGUCAGUGCCGAAGUCUCAACCCUUAAAGACACCAGGUUACUGACCUUCAAGGCCUUUGCUCAGCUCUUCAUCCUGGGCUGCUCCUGGGUGCUGGGCAUCUUCCAGAUUGGACCGGUGGCAGGGGUCAUGGCCUAUCUGUUCACCAUUAUCAACAGCCUGCAGGGAACCUUCAUCUUCCUCAUUCACUGUCUGCUCAACCGCCAAGUGCGAGAAGAAUACAGGAGGUUGGUCACCGGGAAGACCAAGUCGGACUCCAGGUCCCAGACCUCGGGGAUCCUGUUGUCCUCCAUGCCGUCCACUUCUAAGUCGACCCGGGGCCACACGGAAGCCUCACUGUUCACAGACAUCGAGUUUCGGGAGUGGCUUGUUAAGAAGCAUCAUUUGUGGCCAUUGCUGACGGACACAACACCCAAUGGAUUGUGA